Trichoplusia ni (cabbage looper) is the source of this 1371-nucleotide messenger RNA. RefSeq names its product RNA 3'-terminal phosphate cyclase (gene Rtca). Gene Ontology annotation, biological process: RNA processing. Gene Ontology annotation, molecular function: RNA-3'-phosphate cyclase activity. Gene Ontology annotation, cellular component: nucleus. Lineage: Eukaryota; Metazoa; Arthropoda; Insecta; Lepidoptera; Noctuidae. The record is from RefSeq and is a predicted model, not a curated record. The transcript has 9 exons. The coding region runs from base 141 to 1226 and encodes 361 amino acids.
ACCCAGUCAGUCAUGAAUAUACAUACGUCUUCGUGCCGGUUCAAUUGAUGUUUGUUGGACUGUGGAAGUGGUGUUCGUAUUUGGGACCCACAUAAAAUAUUUAAUAUCUUAAUAUUAUCUAUAGUAAAAGCAUUUAUACAAUGUCAGAAUUAAUCGAUAUCGAUGGAAGUGUAUUAGAAGGGGGAGGACAGAUUCUUCGUUUAUCCGUAUCUUUUAGUGCAAUAUUAGGAGUACCGAUAAGAGUAUUUAAUAUAAGAGCCAAGAGAAGUAAACCUGGACUAGCAGCUCAGCACCUCAUAGGCAUAAAGCUUGUAGCGGACAUGUGUGGGGCGAAACUUAAGGGAGACAGUAUUGGGUCCACUGAGAUAGAGUUCAGACCCGGCUCAAGGUUAAAGGGAGGACACUAUGUAGCUGACACAAGGACAGCAGGAUCAAUAAGCUUGCUAUUACAAGUAGCAUUACCAUGUGCGCUACUGGCAGAUGGACCUGUGACCUUAGAUCUCAAGGGUGGAACUAACGCAGACAUGGCGCCACAGUUUGAUUACAUGACGGAGGUGUUCCUGCCUGUGCUGAAGAAAUUCGGAGCUAGAUUUGACUUUACUAUACAUAGGCGAGGCUACUACCCUAAAGGCGGAGGUUUCGUAUCUAUAGAAGUAAUGCCGGUAAAAAAGUUCCUUUCUGUGAACAUGACUGAAAGAGGAAACAUUAGUAGGAUCUUUGGAUGGAGUUUUGUUGCCGGAACAUUACCUAUUAAGUUGGCAAAUGAGAUGUCAGAAGGAUUGAAGGAGGGCCUACAAGAUAUACACGUGCCUGUAGAGAUCGAAGUAUACAAGGAACUCCGAGAAAUCGCGCCAAACAAUUGCAGUGGUAUCAUCGUGGUGUGCGAGACCUCUCUGGGCUGCGUGCUGGGCGCGGACGGGCUGGGGCGGCGCGGGCAGGAUGCGCGCGGCGUGGGGCGCGACGCCGCGGGGGCGCUGCGGCGGGGGCUGGCCGCCGGGGGCUGCGCCGACACGCAUCUGCAGGAUCAGCUGCUAAUAUACAUGGCCUUAGCGGAGGGUAAAUCAGCUGUCCGAGUGGGAGAAAUAACUCUUCACACGAAAACUGCCAUACAUAUAGCAGAAAAGGUCGCUCAGGUGAAAUUUGAAGUUAUUGAGGAAGAUGAGCAGAAUAUUAUCCAGUGCAAUGGUAUAGGAAUCCUUAACAAAUACUAUCCGGGCAAUGUAUGAACUGUAGAUAAUGCUAUGAAAUGGACUUGUGCUUAAAAGAAACCUCAUCAAGAGAUUUUCCAACUGUUUGUUGUAAUACAAUAAUUGUGAGCGCCAUGUUCCGAAUUAUUUAAUAAGCUUUUGUAUAUUUAUUGUAUCUAUUGUA